Molecule: messenger RNA, 9075 nt
Organism: Oncorhynchus masou masou (cherry salmon)
Lineage: Eukaryota; Metazoa; Chordata; Actinopteri; Salmoniformes; Salmonidae
Product: cleavage and polyadenylation specificity factor subunit 1
Exons: 35
Coding region: 4416-8840 (1474 amino acids)
Cellular component (GO): nucleus; mRNA cleavage and polyadenylation specificity factor complex
Molecular function (GO): nucleic acid binding; protein binding
Source: RefSeq, a predicted model, not a curated record
AGCGAGGCAAUAUACAGGGGGUACCGGUUAGUCAGGGUAAUGGAGUCAAUGUGCGGGGUCACCGGAUAGUCAGGGUAAUGGAGGUAAUAUGUACAUGUAGGUAGAGCUAUUCAAGUGACUAUGCAUAGAUAAUAAAAAGAGUAGCAGCAGUGUAAAAGAGGGGGGGGGGCAAUGCAAAUAGUCUGGAUAGCCAAUUGAUUAGAUGUUCAAGAGUGUUAUGGCUUGGGGGAAGAAGCUGUUUAGAAGCCUCUUGGACCUAGAUUGGCGCUCCGGUACCGCUUGCUCUGCGGUAGCAGAGAACAGUCUAUGACUAGGGUGACUGGAGUCUUUGACAAUUGUUAGGGCCUUCCUCUGACACUGCCUGGUAUAGAGGUCCUGGAUGGCAGGAAGCUUGGCUCCAGUGAUGUACUGGGCCGUAUGCACUACCCUAUGUACUGCCUUGCAUUUUUAUUUUUUAUAUUACCUUUAUUUAACCAGGCAAGUCAGUUAAGAACAAAUUCUUAUUUUCAAUGAUGGCCUAGGACCAGUGGGUUAACUGCCUGUUCAGGGGCAGAACGACAGAUUUGUACCUUGUCAGCUCGGGGGUUUGAACUUGCAACCUUCCGGUUACUAGUCCAACGCUCUAACCACUAGGCUUCCCUGCCGCCCAGUUGCGGUCUGCCUUGCGGUCCAACAGCCGAGCUGUUGCAAUACCAGGCAGUGAUGCAACCAGUCUUGACUGAUUAAUGGGAAUUCAAUUUGAAAAAGCCUUCUGAGAAUAUACUGUGUAUUGUGUUUGUCAUAAUACCCAAAAAGCAGGUAUUUGGAGGAUAUAUUGACACGGAUGUUGUUAGGCCAGAGACUAAGUCGAGCCAAUCUCCAGUACAUUCGGAAAGUAUUCAGACCCUUUUUCUACAUUUUGUUAAGUUACAGCCUUAUUCUAAAAUGGAUCAAAUAAAAAACAAUCCCACUCACUCACAAUACCCCUUUAUUGACAAAGCAAAACAGGUUUAGACUUUUUUAUACAAAUGUAUUUAAAAAAUACGUGAAUGUGAUUUACAUUUUUUUAAAGUAUUCAGACACAGCGAUUACAGCCUUGAGUCUUCUUGGGUAUGACGCUACAAGCUUGGCACCCCUGUAUUCGGGAGGUUUCUCCCAUUCUUCUCUGCAGAUCUUCUCAAGCUCUGUCCGGUUGGAUGGGGAGUGUCACUGCACAGCUGUUUUCAGGUCUCUUGAUUGGGCUCUGGCUGGGCCACUCAAGGACAUUGAGACUUGUCCUGAAGCCGCUCCUGCGUUGUCUUGGCUGUGUGCUUAGGGUCGUUGUCCUGUUGGAAGAUGAACCUUCGCCCCAGUCUGAGGUCCUGAGUGCUCUGGAGCAGGUUUUUGUCAAGAAUCUCUCUGUACUUUGCUAUGUUCAUCUGUCCCUCGAUCCUGACUAGUCUACCAGUCCCUUCCACUGAGAAACAUCCCCACCUCAUGAUGCUGCCACCACCAUGCUUCACCAUAGAGAUGGUGCCAGAUUUCCUCCAGAGGUGAUGCUUGGCAUUCAGGCCAAAGAAUUCAAUAUUGGUUUCAUUAGACGAGAGAAUCUUCUUUCUCAUGGUAUGAGUGUCUUUUAUCUGCCUUUUGGCAAACUACAAGCGGACUGUCGUGCUUUUUACUGAGGAGUGGCUUCCGUCUGGCCACUACCAUAAAGGCCUGAUUGGUUGAGUGCUGCAGAAAUGGUUGUCCUUCUGGAAGGUUCUCCCAUCACCAUGGAAGAACUCUGGAGCUCUGUCUGUGACCAUUGGGUUCUCGGUUACCUCCCUGGCCAAGGCCUUGUCCCCCGAUUGCUCAGUUUGGCUGGACGGCCAGCUCUCGGAAGAGUCUUGGUGCUUCCAAAUUUCUUGGGGACCUUAAAUGCUGUAGAAAUGUUUUGGUACACUUCCCCAGAUCUGUGCCUCAACACUAUCCAGUCUCGGAGCUCUACGGACAAUUCCUUCAACCUCAUGGCUUGGUUUUUUGACAUACAUUACCAUUCAAAAGUUUGGGGUCACUUAGAAAUGUCCUUGUUUUUAAAGAAAAGCAACAAUAAAAGUGCAUUAAAAUAACAUCAAAUUGAUUAGAAAUACAGUGUAGACAUUGUUCAUGUUGUAAAUGACUAUUGUAGAUGGAAACUACUGAUUUUUAAUGGAAUAUCUACGUAGGCGUAUAGAGGCCCAUUAUCAGCAACCAUCACAUCAGCAUUUGUAGGUUCGAUUACAGGCUCAAAAUGGCCAGAAACAAAUAAUUUUCUUCUGAAACUCGUCAGGCUAUUCCAUGAGAGAAUUUGCCAAGACUAGGGAAGAUCUCGUACAACGCUGUGUACUACUCCCUUCACAGUAUAGCUCAAACUGGCUCUAACCAGAAUAGAAAGAGUGGAAUGCCCCGGUGCACUACUGAGCAAGAGGACAAGUACAUUAGUGUCUAGUUUGAGAACGACCCCUCUCAAGUCCUCAAAUAGCAGCUUAAUUAAAUAGUACCCGCAAAACACCAGUCUCAACGUCAACAGUGAAGAGGCGACUCCGGGAUGCUGGCCUUCUAGGCAGAGUUGCAAAGAAAAAGCAAUAUCUCAGACUGGCCAAUAAUAGAUGAAGAUGGGCAAAAGAACAGACACUGGACAGAGGAAGAUUGGGAAAAAAAGUUAUGGACAGACAUCUAAGUUUGAGGUGUUCGGCUCACAAAGAAGAACAUUUGUGAGACGCAGAAAAGAUUCUGGAGGAGUGAUUGACGCCAUCUGUCAAGCAUGGUGCAGGCAAUGUUAUGGUCUGGGGGUGCUUUGGUGGUGGUAAAGUGGGAGAUUUGUACAGGGUAAAAGGCAUCUUGAAGAAGGAAGGCUAUCACUCUAUUUUGCAAUGCCAACAGGACAAUGACCUAAAGCACAGCUCCAAACUAUGCAAGAACUAUUUAGAGAAGAAGCAGUCAGCUGGUAUUCUGUGUAUGAUGGAGUGGCCAGGACAAUCACUGGAUCUCAACCCUAUUGAGCUGUUGUGGAAGCAGCUUGACGGUAAGAAGUGACCAUCAAGCCAAUCUCAUUUGUGGGAGGUGCUUCAGCAAGCAUGUGUUGAAAUCUCUUCAGAUUAACCUUAACAAAUUGACAACUAGAAUGCCAAAGGUCUGCAAGGCUAUAAUUGCUGCAAAUGCCGGAUUCUUUGACGAAAGCAAAGUUUGAAGGACACUAUUUCAAUUAAAAAUCAUUGUUUAUAACCUUGUCAACUACAUUUCCUAUUCAUUUUGCAACUCAUUUCAUGUAUGUUUUCAUGGAAAACAAGGACAUUUCUAAGUAACCCCAAACUUUUGAACGGUAGUGUACACUGUCAAUUGUGGGGCCUUUUUAUAUAGACAGGUGUGUGUGUGUGUGUGCCUUUCCAAAUCAUGCCCAGUCAAUUGAAUUUACCACAGGUGGACUCUAAGUUGUAGAAACAUCUCCAAGGAUGAUCAAUGGAAACAGGAUGCAUAAGAACACCCGUGCCACUAUAUCCUCCGAACAGCAGCUCCUCUGGUGUUGGCACUUAAUAUGCGUCUUCAUCGAAUUUUUCAUCGAAUUUUUUUUUAAACUUGUGUGCUUACGACGCUACUGUUUAUUUCUAAGACAAACUAUAGCAGCCUCCUACUGUACAAUGAUUACAAAUACUCAUUCUUAUCCAUAUCAAUAAUAUGAUUGUAAUGCAUGCGAAUUAGACGAAUGUAAUAGUUUGGAACCAUAUUGUUUCCAGUAUAGUUUGAUGUUUAUAAUCAGUUUAACAACGGACCUCCAGUGGUGUGACAUGGAAUGUUACUUGUGAAAUGUAUGCAUUUAACUGGUAAUAUGUCUGGCGAAGCCAAACAGUUACUUUACUUAUCAUGUUGCCUUAGCUUUAUCUUGGCCAGGUCGCAAUUGUAAAUGAGAACUUGUUCUCAACUUGCCUACCUGGUUAAAUAAAGGUUAAAUAAAAAAUAAAUACGUUUUAUAUUUAUUGUAUUCCCUCUAAGACAUGGUGUUUACAUUUACUUUUUUUUGUAAAAAGGUGGCUGUAAUUGAAGAUUUGUGUUCAAUGAAACGUGUCCUAUCAUAUUUAUGUACACAACUGCAAUGCACACAUGGUGAGAUUUCAAACCGUACACACAUUUUUCUAUAAAGAUAGGAACUAGUGUUGUGUGGUCGUUAGUUCUUACCGAAUUCAGUUUAGCUGCUCACGUUGGUGGAAUGGAUGUCUGGGAAAUGAUUGAAUGAAAAAUAACUAAAGCCAGUUAUUAUUUUUAGCAAUUGGAGCGUAUGAAUUAUGCUGUAAUAAAAGUGAAAGGCAAGACUCUGGAAACUAUCGUAGCUUAUUCAUGAUCGGUAGGUUUAUGUGAUAAAAUACUGGAACACCUUGAAGCUAAGGUAGCUAAGAGACGCGAGUGGAGCAUUAAUUAGCAAGUGCUGAGGGGCUUGCAGGAUGUAUGCCGUAUACCGCCAAGCCCACUCCCCCACCGCCAUCGAGUUCUCUGUCUACUGUAACUUCAUCUCCAACCUGGAGAGAAACCUGGUCGUCGCUGGAACGUCUCAGCUUUACGUCUACAGGAUCAUUCACGAUGUGGAGAAUGCCUCAAAGACAGACAAAUCACCAGAUGUCAAGAGUCGUAAGGAGAAGUUGGAGCAGGUGGCUUGUUUCUCCUUGUUCGGUAACGUCAUGUCCAUGGCCUCUGUUCAGCUAGUAGGAGCCAACAGAGACGCUCUCCUGCUUAGCUUCAAAGAUGCUAAGCUGUCAGUGGUGGAGUAUGAUCCAGGAACACAUGAUCUGAAGACUCUCUCGCUUCACUUCUUUGAGGAGCCAGAGCUGAGGGAUGGGUUUGUCCAGAACCUGCACAUCCCCAUGGUUCGUGUGGACCCAGAGAACCGCUGUGCUGUGAUGCUGGUGUAUGGAACUCAGCUGGUGGUGCUGCCAUUCAGAAAGGACACACUUACUGACGAACAGGAGGGAGUAGUGGAAGGGCCCAAGUCGAGCUUUCUUCCCAGCUACAUCAUAGAUGUCCGUGAGUUGGAUGAGAAGCUUCUGAACAUCGUAGAUAUGAAGUUCCUCCACGGUUAUUAUGAGCCCACAUUGCUCAUCCUGUAUGAGCCCAAUCAGACGUGGCCUGGGCGUGUAGCAGUGAGACAGGACACCUGCAGUAUCGUAGCCAUCUCUCUCAACAUCAUGCAGAAGGUUCAUCCUGUCAUCUGGUCCCUCAGCAACCUGCCCUUUGACUGCACACAGGUCAUGGCUGUGCCCAAGCCCAUUGGUGGUGUGGUGGUGUUUGCUGUCAACUCCCUGUUAUACCUCAACCAGAGUGUUCCUCCAUAUGGCGUGUCACUCAACACACAGACCACAGGGACCACCGCCUUCCCCCUGCGUAUACAAGAGGAGGUGAAGAUCACUCUAGAUUGUUCCCAGUCCUCCUUCAUCGGCUCUGACAAGAUGGUCAUCUCUCUGAAAGGAGGAGAGAUCUAUGUGUUGACCCUGAUCACUGAUGGCAUGAGAAGUGUCCGGGCCUUCCACUUAGACAAGGCUGCUGCCAGCGUUCUCACCACCUGUAUGAUGACCAUGGAGCCUGGGUAUCUGUUCCUGGGGUCCCGGCUGGGAAACAGCCUCUUGCUGAAAUACACAGAGAAAUACCAGGAGAAUCCAGAGAAACCACCUGUGGAGGAGGACAAAGAGAAGGAAGAGGAGACCGAUGAGGAGAAGCAGGAGGAACCUCCUAGUAAAAAGAAGAGGGGUGAUUCCUCUACCAAGUUGACAGCUGGUAAGAACCAACUGCCUGAUGAGGUGGAUGAAAUUGAGGUGUACGGGAGCGAGGCCGCAUCUGGCACACAGUUGGCCACCUACUCCUUUGAGGUGUGUGACAGCAUACUGAACAUCGGACCUUGUGCUGGUGCGUCCAUGGGGGAGCCAGCCUUCCUCUCUGAAGAGUUCCAGACCAACCCAGAACCUGACCUGGAGAUAGUGGUGUGUUCUGGCUUUGGGAAGAACGGAGGUCUGUCUGUGCUUCAGAGAAGCAUCCGACCCCAGGUGGUCACCACCUUUGAGCUGCCAGGUUGCCAUGACAUGUGGACUGUCAUCUCCAAUGAGGUCAAGGAGAAAGUCAAAGAGAAAGACAAGCCUCCUGCAGCCGAGGGAGAAGGUGAGACCCCUGAGGAGGAAGAAGAGGAGAAGACGGUGCCUGCGCCAGUGGAGGACGAUAAGAAAAACCAUGGCUUUCUGAUUCUCAGCAGAGAGGACUCCACCAUGAUCCUGCAGACGGGCCAGGAGAUCAUGGAGCUGGACACCAGUGGUUUCGCCACCCAGGGGCCCACUGUGUUCGCUGGGAACAUCGGAGACAACAAAUACAUCAUCCAGGUCUCCCCCAUGGGUAUACGGCUACUGGAAGGAGUGACCCAGCUGCACUUCAUCCCGGUGGACCUGGGUUCUCCCAUAGUGCAGUGCUCCGUAGCAGACCCCUAUGUGGUCAUCAUGACGGCGGACGGAGUGGUCACCAUGUUCGUCCUGAAGACCGACUCCUACAUGGGCAAGACCCACCGCCUGGCCCUGCAGAAACCACAGAUAGCUGCUCAACCCCGUGUGAUCACGCUGUGUGCGUUCCGUGACGUCAGCGGGAUGUUCACCACCGAGAACAAGCAGACCUGUCACACUGAGGAUCAAGACAGCAUGUUCAAGAGCCAAUCGGAGACCGAGACCAUUCUACAGGACCUCAGUAACACAGUGGAUGAUGAGGAGGAGAUGUUGUAUGGAGACUGUAACCCAGCAGGCAUCACCCCCACCAAGGACGAGUCCCACCCCGGCUACCGCCUCUCCUCUGGGGCCCAGGGUGGGGGCUCCGAGGGGAGGUCAGGACGAGCUGAACCUACACACUGGUGCAUGAUGGUCCGCGAGAACGGCGUCAUGGAGAUCUACCAGCUACCUGACUGGAGACUGGUGUUCCUGGUCAAGAACUUCCCUGUUGGCCAGAGAGUGUUGGUUGACAGCUCCGCCGGCCAAUCAGCAGCCCAGGGGGAGGGGAAAAAGGAGGAAGUGACACGGCAGGGAGAGAUCCCAUUGGUCAAAGAGGUGGCCCUGGUGUCGCUCGGCAACAACCACUGCAGACCCUACCUGCUGGUCCAUGUUGAACAGGAGCUUCUGAUCUAUGAAGCAUUCCCAUAUGACCAGCAGCAGGCUCAGAGCAACCUGAAGGUCCGCUUCAAGAAGAUGCCCCACAACAUCAACUUCCGGGAGAAGAAGUCGAAGGUGAAGAAAGACAAGAAGGCGGAGGGUCAGGCUGGUCUCAGCGAGGAGGGGCCAACGGUGGUCAAAGGUCGCGUGGCCAGGUUCAGAUACUUUGAGGAUAUCUCAGGCUACUCUGGGGUGUUCAUCUGUGGCCCCUCCCCUCACUGGAUGCUGGUAACAUCACGGGGGGCGAUGAGGCUCCACCCCAUGACGAUUGACGGACCAAUCGAGUCCUUCUCCCCCUUCCACAACAUCAACUGCCCUAAAGGUUUCCUCUACUUCAACAAGCAGGGCGAGCUGAGGAUCAGUGUUCUACCCACGUACCUGUCGUAUGACGCCCCCUGGCCAGUCAGGAAGAUUCCUCUGAGGUGCACGGUUCACUAUGUGUCCUACCAUGUGGAGUCCAAGGUGUAUGCAGUGUGCACCAGUGUGAAGGACCCCUGCACUCGCAUCCCCAGAAUGACCGGAGAGGAGAAGGAGUUUGAGACCAUAGACAGAGACGAACGCUACAUUCCUCCUCAGCAGGAGAAUUUCUCCAUUCAGCUCAUAUCUCCUGUCAGCUGGGAGGCCAUCCCUAACACACGGAUUGACCUGGAGGAGUGGGAACAUGUGACUUGUAUGAAGACUGUGGCGUUGAGGAGUCAGGAGACCGUGUCUGGGCUGAAGGGAUACGUAGCUGCCGGGACUUGUCUCAUGCAGGGGGAGGAGGUCACCUGUAGGGGCCGGAUCCUGAUCCUGGAUGUGAUUGAGGUGGUCCCGGAACCGGGUCAGCCCCUGACGAAGAACAAAUUCAAGGUUCUGUAUGAGAAGGAGCAGAAGGGACCGGUCACAGCUCUGUGUCACUGCAGUGGAUACUUGGUCUCUGCCAUCGGACAGAAGAUCUUUCUGUGGAGUCUGAAGGACAACGACCUGACAGGCAUGGCCUUCAUCGACACCCAGCUCUAUAUCCACCAGAUGUUUAGCAUCAAGAACUUUAUCCUGGCAGCUGACGUCAUGAAGAGCAUCUCUCUGCUCAGAUACCAGCCUGAGAGUAAGACGUUGUCGCUAAUUAGCAGGGACGCCAAGCCUCUGGAGGUCUACAGCGUAGAGUUUAUGGUGGAUAACAACCAGCUGGGAUUCCUGGUGUCAGACCGAGACCAGAAUCUGUCGGUGUACAUGUAUCUGCCUGAAGCUAAGGAGAGUUUCGGGGGGAUGCGUCUGCUGAGGAGGGCAGACUUCAACGUGGGAGCUCAUGUCAACGCCUUCUGGAGGAUGCCCUGUCGAGGGGCACUGGACACAGCCACCAAAAAGACCCUGGCCUGGGACAACAAGCACAUCACAUGGUUUGCAACUCUAGAUGGAGGCCUCGGGCUGCUGCUGCCCAUGCAGGAGAAGACCUACCGCAGAUUGCUGAUGUUGCAAAACGCUCUUACCACAAUGCUGCCACACCACGCAGGAUUAAACCCCAAGGCAUUCAGGAUGUUGCAUGCUGACCGGCGGCAGCUCCAGAACGCGGUGCGGAACAUUCUGGAUGGAGAGCUACUCAACAAAUACCUGUACCUCAGCACCAUGGAGCGUAGUGAGUUGGCCAAGAAGAUUGGCACCACCUCUGAUAUAGUCUUGGAUGAUCUUCUUGAAGUUGACAGGGUGACUGCUCAUUUCUGAGAGCAGCAUCCUUGACCACGCCCCCUCAGCAUGUGAGACCCAGGGUCUUCCCCCAUUUUUUUAUAUUAAAUGAAAAGGAGGCUUUUUGGUAUCUAUUUUCUCUAUGGAAACGUAAGCUUGUGUUUAGUCAAUUUUGUUCAGUCAUAAAGGUGUUUAAUCAUGUUUCUUAGAAUAUUUUUUCAACAAAAUAUGAUAAAUUCUGAAUUGUAUGGGUCUUUAUAAAAUGUUAUAACCA